GAACUGUGUAUAGAGUUGGACCAACGAAUAAGUUGAAUAUUGUCAAUGUUAUAAAAGAAGUAGUCACUGAAAUUUGCAGACGGAAGAAUGGCUACUCAAAAAGUCAUACCUACUAUACCAGAAUCAGUGAAAGAACACAUCCGAGAUAAUUUAUAUCAAUUUGUCAGUGACCUUGCAAAUUUUGCAAGUGAAGCUGAACGUGAUGAAGCCCAAAGACAAUACGUAAUGUUGUUAAAUGCCGAAAGCAACCUGAAGGGCAUAUUAAAGGAUCAGUUUAAAAGAUUACCAAACACUCCUGAUGACAAAUUAUUUAACAUGGAGAUAUUUAAAAAGACUGCUGAUGAUACUAUUCUAUCAAGAGCAAUACUAAAUCAGUUAAACAAGAAUCCAGUUGCUUUAAAAGCAAGCUGGGACUAUUAUGUAUUAACACAAUCAGAAAGAACAUUACAGGCUUUACAAGGAAAGGCAUCAGGUCCAGGACGUCCUAAAUUUGGAGCUGAAAGUGCAGCAAUGAACAAGACUGUGCUACAAGUAAAUCAAGAGAAAGGAAAAGUAGAAAAAAUGGAUACAUCUGGACCACAGUCAGGAGGUGCUCCUGUCACACAAUCACAAACACCAAAAGAAAAUGUUGAAAGAAUUUCCGAGCACAUUUGGCGAGCACACCAUCACAUGCAUCGUUUUGCUGACAUUGGAUUUCCUCAUCCAGAUGGUGAGGCUUCAGACGAGGAGAAAGAAGGAGACGAUUCCCAGCAAGAUAUUCUUGCCUUACUUUGGACACACCACGAAUGUUUUGACCCGAAGUCAUUAUCACGUGCACAGGCAGAGUACAACUUUUAUCGUCUGCUGGCAAAACAAUGGCGCCGAACUUUGAGAAGAGUAAAAAUGGAUGACAUAAAAUGUCCACCUUUCUCCAUGAAGGAUUUUAGGGGUAUACCAAGAAAUCGACCUUUAUAUGCUGCAAUAUGCACAAUACUAGACAAUUCAAAAGACGACAAUGUAAAAAAAGCUGCUGCUAAAGCUGCAGAAGAAUAUCAUAAACUCACUGUAUUGGAGCAGCAUAUGGUUUCACAAAAAAUGAUGGCAACCAUUCCACAGGGUAUAGACAUAGAACAAGGGCAAUAUAGAGAAAUUGUCAGUGAGAUGAAAUCUAGAUUUUUGAAAGCAGCGAGUAAACCACUUAGACCAAUAGACAAAUUCAAAAUGCUUCCAUUGUUUGAAUAUCUAAAGCUUAAAGAAACCAUCACAAGCCAGAGAAAUCAGAUUGAAGAUCUAGCUAGCAGGUUGAGUGGUAUUGCCAGUCAGCAGUUGGCUGAUGGAGACCCCGGGUUUACAGACCUUGGAGACAAGAAUAGACCACAGAAACUUGGAGAGAGAUUUGCGGAGUUGUUUGACGAGACUUGGUCCAGUGCCUAUGAAUCUUUGAAGCCUAAAGAUAUUGAUGAUGACGAGAGUGAUGAAGGAACAAUGGACACUUUACAACAAAUUGUUAAGGUUAUUUAUGACUUCUGUCAAGAAAUAUCACAGGACCAGAUACAGAGACUAAUUAAAGAAAUGAUACCUCCAGUUGUAGAUCCCACUUGUGAUAAUCCAAAGUCGGAGGGAUAUCCAGCAAGUGAGCAAAUGAGAGCUAAGACAGAGCAGAUGGCCAGAGAAUACAGAAAGCUUGUAGCCCCAGCUACUGUCAAAGUGAUGCAAACGGAAAUUUUUGAAAACCACAUUAAGGAAAAACUUUUAAAAGGAGACAAAAUAAGUAAAGAACUGAUAUCCUAUGUAGAACAAUGUGUAGACCUUAUCUGGUACAUGUGUAUUCAGCAACCUCCUAUGGAAAUAAGAUGGGCUGUUAAAGGUGAAAAGUUCAACAAAGAACAAUUCAGGUUUUCAGGAAGGAAAGGAAAGAAAUACAGAAUGACUGUUUGGCCUGCUGUAUUUUUACACAAAGAGGGACCACUUGUGGCACCAGGCUAUGCUGUACCUGAUAAAUAAAAAAAAUAUGAACACAUUUUUAAACAUGUAGAAUGAAAUUGUUUUUAUUCGUAGACUCAUAUUUAAUUAUAUAGAAUGUAAUGUCAUUGGUGGCCACAUUUCCAUAAAAAAAAUCCUGUUGCAGGUUCUUGAACUUUAUCUAAUAAAAAAAUUGGUUUUUUUUC
Mytilus californianus (California mussel) is the source of this 2147-nucleotide messenger RNA. RefSeq lists its product as uncharacterized. Lineage: Eukaryota; Metazoa; Mollusca; Bivalvia; Mytilida; Mytilidae. The transcript is spliced from 12 exons. Bases 88 to 1983 code for a protein of 631 amino acids. The record is from RefSeq and is a predicted model, not a curated record.